CAAAAUCACCGGCGGAGAAACCUCACCGAAGCAGCAAGUUAUUAUGGCGGGCAUAGUUACGCCGGCGAGAUCGCGACCGUGGAAUUCGUUAAUUCAAGCUAUACUACUGAUAUCACUAUCAUUCGCGCCUCUCUCCAGCGCCUACCGACCUGGAGAUAUCGUCGCGAUGAGCAAGAUGGGACAGUACCAUUCCUCGAGGACGACGUGGCAUGAUGUGAUCGGGAAGCAUUGCCCGAUCUUCGCCGUUAAUCGCGAGGUGUUGAUCCCUAUAGCGAAACCAAUGGGAUACACUGGAACAGAUCCUUAUAAGAUAAAAUUCCAAGUUGGAAGUGAGAAAUUUCUAAUUCACUGGCUUUUGGUGAUAAACCGAAAGAGCUCAGAAGUCCCAAUGAUCGAUGUCAAUUUGAGAUAUUCUGGAGGAGAUUUGCUUGGAGUCACUGCUCAAGUUGUCGAUAUGCCUCUUAGCUAUUUGAAUACACAUCCGGAGAUCCGCAAGCAGUUCUGGGAUCCUCAACACUGGCCAAAACAUGUUCUUGUUAGAUACACAUGGAAGGAGCAGUCAGAGAUUGAUGUCUCCUCAGGAUUUUAUGUCCUCUUUGGCUCAGCUCUCACAUUCUCUUUCGUACUCUCCAUUUACGUGUUACAAUCUUCACGAGAGAAGCUUGCGAGGUUUGUAAGAGAGACGGUUGUGGAAAGCAGCUCGAAUGUUGGAGAGUUUGGCAAGGUUGAGUGAGAGUCAUAGCCAAAAGCAUAUGUAUGUUCCUUACUGGCUAAAACAACUCCAGGAAACGAAGUGAUUUGUUCGAACUUUAAAUAGUCAAAAGCAAAAAUGUGUCCUUGUAAUAGGUUGUUCCAAACCAUAUCAAUUAACACAAUUUUAAUUUUAUUGUCUCCAAAGGAAAAAAAAAGUUGAGAACAGGGAAUCAUCAACUUUCAC
Molecule: messenger RNA, 937 nt
Organism: Eruca vesicaria subsp. sativa (arugula)
Lineage: Eukaryota; Viridiplantae; Streptophyta; Magnoliopsida; Brassicales; Brassicaceae
Source: the annotation of a GenBank genome assembly